UCUGUCUGAUGAACCGUGAAAGCUAAUAAAAAUAGUGCAAAAAUGGAUAGUGACACCAAAAUAAUUUAUAUAAACAACACAUCUCCUUCUCCUUCCAUCUUUACUUUCAUAACUGUCCCCGACUUAACUGUAAAACACGAUUCAGUGAGGCAAAAACUACGAUCCCCUUUGCACGCGCUAUUACAAAAAAAAUUUUUAGAUAAACAAACAGAAAAAAUAAGAGUAGCAAAUUAUAUUCUGAAUUUAAUUUGAGUGUGAAUAUUUUAUAAUUAAAACAAGACGUUGAAACAAAAAAAGGAGUGAUGUGUUUGUGAUUUGAACGCAAUAAAAGUGCAAGUAAUCGAUAAACAAUGUUCCAAUACGAGUACGAGAAGCGGCCGACGUCGGCGGCGAGCGACAGUCGCAUGUCGCGCGACUCCCGCGACUGGUACGCGCGACGACCGCUGCCGCCGCGACCCGUGUGCGACCAGCUGCCCAGCAAGACCACGGUGCCAUUAAAAGUAUGGAUCAUCGCCAGUGCAUCGUGUUUCGCCGUGUGCGCGGUGCUGGUACUGGCCACCAUCGUCAUCACCAAGUGGGGAACCACUGAGACCUACCAGCCUAGAGAAAUAUACGCAGAGAUACCAGAACCAGUUUACGCCACAUAUCCACUUAGACAUAAGACAACAACGGAUGGAGUAAAAGAAGAACCCGAUGAAAUCGACGAACAAACUCUAGAAAAACUGGGCAUAUUCAAAAACUUUGUAGGAAGACGUGACAAGAAGAAAACGGAGGACCUUAUAUCGAAACCACAACCUCAUCCAAUACACGAUACUAUACACCAUGUGGAAAGAAAGAUCGAAAAAAAAGACCAAGCGAAGCUUCCAGAUUUUAAAACUCAUCCUGACAAAGAUGAAGAAAACGAGAUCAUUCCAGAAUUCAAGCCGACUCUUCCAGAUGUAUUCAUGGAUACUGGAAUUAAACUACCCGAUGGAUACUUCGCAGGGCUAAAGCAGGCUGAAGAUUAUGAAGAAUACUACAACGAUGAGAACCUUUACGACGAUUACAUGCAAAGCAACACAAUGACUAGUUAUCUGAUUGAAAAGGUUCAGGAAUUACACGAUUGGGUGACCUCCGAUCCAGAUUUCCAAGCCAAAAAGGGGAGAAAGACUGGAGAUGAUUUCGGCCAUCUUUUAAAAGCCUUAAACGAGAGUCUGAUAGAAGGGAAUGUGACGAUUAUAAUGAAUAAGCUAAAGGAUAUCUACUUCGGUGAGAAUUUCACGGACCCGAACAGCAGUCGGAAGGUGAUUUUGAAGAACAACACAAGCUUGCUUUCGUUUGGCAUUCUGACGUUGGACGUGAUGCUGCUGCAUAAUAUACAGCUGAUGGCUUGGGAGAGUCAGGAAUCGGCUCGUCUGAAAAUGCUCAAAGACCCCGACGUGUUCGCUUUCAACGCUCUCUUCAUGGAGCCAAGUAAGGUGGAGGCCAAGAGGAAUGAAAUAUACCACUUCUAUGACAACGCCGCCGCGAAACGCACAAAUCGAAACAACGAAGAAGCUAUUGAGAAGAACUUACUAGAGAAUGUUCUAGAGAUCGGGAUGAGCACAGCCAGGGCGGCGAUACAUCUCGGAAGAGCAUAUAAGAACACAAGGAUGGUCCUCAAUCAAUUGUCUAAUAAGGAAGCAUUGAAUGCCAACAUACAAAACCAAAUCUCGCGGAACAUUGAUGCCAACACACACGCGUUACACCAUCUCCAGAGUUCCUACAACAAGAACGACUCCGCCAGUGCUGCCAACACUACAAACGUGUAUACCGACUUGGAUUGUGUGUGGUUGCUGUAUUGUAAGAAUCUGGUGGCUACCGCUAAACUCAGUGCGCCUUACGGGACUAUGGCGAGGAUAAAUGGGUUGGCGCUAAGGAUGCUGACGGGGGAGGUGCCAGUGGACAAGGCGCUGGACACGCUGCUGUACGAGGUGCUCGCCGGCUGGACGGAACUUAAGUGUGCCGACAUGUUCCCCAAGUGCAGUAAGGCGAACGCUGCAGGCAUAGUAUUAGACUCCAUUCUGCAGCCCCUACGAAAAUCACAAUCAACCGGUAGAUUGUAAUUACUACUUAGUACUUUUUAGAUUUUUUAGUAGCCGACAAAAAGUUAUCCAAAAGGAUUAUUUAUUUACUAUGUUUUUAGACGUUUGUGUACAUUAAUAAGCAUAAUGUUAUUUCUGAAAAGUACAUACUUGCUUAAUAGUCUUUCUAUGAUACGUAAGUCGUAUAUAUUUUAUACAUGUAAAUAAUAUUGUACUAUUAGAGAGUAUAC
Molecule: messenger RNA, 2293 nt
Organism: Aricia agestis (brown argus)
Lineage: Eukaryota; Metazoa; Arthropoda; Insecta; Lepidoptera; Lycaenidae
Exons: 9
Coding region: 351-2084 (577 amino acids)
Source: RefSeq, a predicted model, not a curated record